AUGGCGGGGACAAGUUCCCCCAAUUCAUCUGCUGAUGACCUCAAGAAACAUGUGAUGGAGGUUUUUAAGGAUGCCACCAAAGACUGUGAGGAUGAGGAGUUGAAAAGAUUUUUUCACACGAUUGGGAGUAGCUACGAUUCCCUUAACAAUCAUGCAGUGACAAUGUUCAAUUUAAUGGUAGAUUUCGGCCUCACUGAGAAAGCAAGAGAGGUUUUUAAGCCUCUCUCUGACUUGGGCAUUCUGUCUCUAGUAGCUGUCUUCACCAUUGUGAUUUCGUCCUACCACACUUCACGCAAGACCGAGAGUGCUCUCAAGGUGUACCACCGCAUGAUAGCCACUGGUGUCAACCCUGCCUCCUUCACUUACACUCAUCUCAUCUGUGUACUUGCAGAAGACUUUUCCAAUGUGAAGUACCUUAGGUUGGCCAAGAAGUAUUUUCUUGAAACCUUGGAUAAGGGGAUGAAGACCAAUCCUACACCCUUUUGGAAUCUUAUGAAAGCCAUUGCCUACAGAGAGCCACUGGAGAAGUUCAAGGAGUUCCUUCAGCAGAUAAAGGCUAAGGGGUUCAUUCUUCACGACUAUGGUUUUUACUACAAAGAAGCCUACCUCGCCGAAGCAAGGGAAACACUGAAGAUGCAAGCUCAUCUUGUUCAUAAUGGAACCGUUGACAAGGAUGUUAGAACUUACUUCUACAUGAAGUGCGUCUUCCCUGGCCACAUCCAGAAACUGACGAACAAGAUGUACACGGCUUUGUUACAUGAUGGAAAUGUUGAAGAGGCCACAAAGUUCCGUAAUGAAGUUGAGGAAACAGGUAUGGAGCCCAUGGUCUUAAUCCACACCUCCGUUAUUAAAGCCUACCUCAAGUAUGGCAAGCCCAAGGGUGCUCUUGAGGCAUACCUUGCCAUGUUAGCUGCUGGGGUUGCCCCCAACUCCGUCACUUACACCGUUUUAAUCAAGGGACUCAGUGCUGACCCUGAUUUCAUCGGAGAUGCCACGAAGUAUUUGCUUGAGAUGAUGGACAAGGGAAAGUGGCCCAAUGCUGCCACCUUCACUGCGGUGAUAGAAGGCUUUGCAAAGCAAGAGGACAAGGCAGCUGAGGAGGAGGGAAAAGAGUUUGUGCGGGUAAUGAUAGAUAAGGGGUUUGUGCCUAAUGCGAAAGCAAUGAUGGAGGUUUUAAGGGGUAGACCAAUAGCGGUAAUUCGAAGGGCCAUGAGUAUUGUCCUUUCCACCUUGAAGCAGUGA
Messenger RNA from Fragaria vesca subsp. vesca, 1242 nucleotides. RefSeq names its product pentatricopeptide repeat-containing protein At1g06710, mitochondrial-like. The record is from RefSeq and is a predicted model, not a curated record. The transcript has a single exon. Gene Ontology annotation, molecular function: protein binding. Bases 1 to 1242 code for a protein of 413 amino acids. Lineage: Eukaryota; Viridiplantae; Streptophyta; Magnoliopsida; Rosales; Rosaceae.